This is a messenger RNA of Naegleria lovaniensis, 2166 nucleotides long. RefSeq lists its product as uncharacterized. Gene Ontology annotation, biological process: protein phosphorylation. Lineage: Eukaryota; Heterolobosea; Eutetramitea; Acrasida; Naegleriidae. Gene Ontology annotation, molecular function: ATP binding; protein kinase activity. The transcript has 6 exons. The record is from RefSeq and is a predicted model, not a curated record. Bases 1 to 2166 code for a protein of 721 amino acids.
AUGGUACUUCAGAAUUAUGAAAUUCUGGAAGAAUUAGGGUCCGGAUCAUAUGGAAAGGUCUAUAAGGUUCGGAAUAGAAUUACAGGUGAAAUUUGUGUUGAAAAAGUGGUAAACUUGGAUGGAGUUGACGAGAGGGAUAAAGAAGAGGCCUUGAAUGAGGCACGACUCAUGAGUCAAUGUGAACAUUUUAACAUUAUCAAAUACUUGGAUUCUUUUCUUGAGAAUAAUUUUCUGUGUAUUAUCAUGGAAUAUGCAUCAGGAGGAGAUCUCACACAAAAGAUCAAACAACAGCAAGGAAAGGCGUUUAAGGAAGAUUUAUUGUGGAAUUUUCUCAUACAAAUUUCACAAGGUUUGAAAUAUUUACAUGACAAGAGAAUUUUACAUCGUGACAUUAAACCACAGAAUAUUUUUCUUGACGCCGAGGAUAAUGUAAAAAUUGGAGAUAUGGGACUGGGAAGAUUACUUGGUCCUCAAUCAUCUUUCGCCUCAACCAAUGUAGGAACUCCACUCUAUCAAAGUCCAGAAUUAUGCCAAGAACAGCCAUACAAUCAUAAAAGUGACGUUUGGGCUUUCGGUUGCCUCAUGUAUGAGUUGGCAUCCUUCUCUCCGCCAUUUCUGGCAACGAAUCAAAUCGCACUCGCUAAGAAAAUUGUGAGUGAAACUCCUAAACCUCUGUCUAAACAGUAUUCUAUGGAGCUACAGUUUUUAAUUUUCAAAAUGUUAGAAAAGGAUCCAAGCAAACGACCAGAUAUUAACCAUAUUUUAAAUUACUCUGCUGUAAAAUUGAGAAUUCAAAAGGCGAAAUUGCGUCACAAGGAGCUGAAACUAAAAGAACAAUUUUUACUUCUUGAAAAACAAAUAAGGACAGAAUAUGAAAUGAAAAUUCAAGCUUUGGAGAAAAAACUGAGAGAAUUUGAAGAAAAGGAAGCCACACAUCAACAAGAAUGUCAAGAUUUGAAUGAAAAAUCUCUCGCGCUCAACAAGAAAGAGCAAGAGCUCAAAGACAUGGAAGAACGACUCUUGAAAAAACAAAACCAAUUGAAUGAGCUCAUCAAGAAUGGUCAUGUCAUUAUUACACCCUCACUUCCAAUACCACCAUCUGUUUCACCAAGAUCCAACAAUACUUCAACGUUGACUAGUGUCAAUGCUACUACAACAACAACAACAACAGCAACCACCUCUACAUUCCACACGCCCUCCAAUUUGUCCACCCAGCCCUCUACUCCCAAUCACUCCACAUCACCAUUUGCGUCACCUUCGAAAGAUAUUGCAAGAGAUCCCUCUACAACACCUCAGAAAAAACCUCUGGACAGCAAAUAUUACAAAACAGAAACUACUAAAGUGGUUCAAGAGAAAUUCUAUAAUCUCUAUAACAUGUUUCACAAUGAUCCACACAAGCCACCACCACCGAAUUCUCAACAACAACAGGUUUAUGGACAACAUCUUCUUACUCCUUCACCGACUGGUCAACCACUAUUGAGACCAAAAUCAGCUCCUUCGACACCCAUUAAAAAACAAACCACCUCUCCAGAGAUAUUAUUGAAUCCACAAACUCCAAGUCCUAAACGGUUGUCACAGCAACAACAACAACAUACACACCAGAGUAGACCAAAAAGUACCAAUGCUGCCCUAGAUCACAAUCCUCAUGUAAGGAAUAAGAAAAAACCUGUCAUUGUCUCUCCGAAUAUCAUGGUGUCACCCCAGGCUGGUUUGUCGUCGAAUACCACAGCUUCUGUACAGUUGGAUUCUAAUUUUGUUGGAAAAGUGAUGGGUAAAAUAUUAAUGAAAAAGCAAAGCACAAAGGAAACGCCACUGGGGAAUAAGGGUCGAAAACAAGCCAACCACAUGAUCAAGGAACCAUCAUUUGAUCGAGUCAAGAAGCAACUGACGUUCGAUGAUGAUACAACUAUUCUUGGACAACCCUCAAAGAAGAUUUCACCACCGAAACCACCGGCAGUUCCUUCCAAUUUUCUUACCACGCCUAACAUGAACAAUAAUUUGGACUCGUCGCCUCAUCUUGACAUUGCAGAACCCAAGGUUGAGAUUGAAGAAAGUAUAUUUGACUAUGAUGACGAUUCCUUUGACCAUGACAUGGAAGGUGUCAGAGAGGACAUGAUGGACUUGCUAGUUCUCAGAAAAAAGCUAAAAAGUGAAGAGACAGCUUAA